CCCACAAAAUCAACAUUUCAACCCGCCUUCUCAGUCAUUUGCAACCUAACAAAUCAAAAGAAAGCAACAAUACACCAUGUCGCUUAUUCAUGUCGUUCUCUUUCAGAUGCAGGCAGACGCCAAACCCGAGGAUGUCAAGGCUGCUUGCGACAGAUUCCUGGCCCUCAAGGAUACGUGCAUCCACCCAACCGCACAAACCCCUUACAUCAAGUCUGUGACUGGUGGUAAGGACAACUCGCCCGAAGGGCUCCAGAAUGGCAUCACGCAUGGCUUCGUCGUCGAGUUUGCCUCGGCCGAGGACAGGGAUUACUACGUCUCGACGGACCCUUCGCAUCUGGCAUUUGUCGCUAGCAUCGGUGAUGUAGUGGAGAAGGCGAUUGUCGUUGACUAUAACGCCAACGUCUAUUGAAAUCAGGGGGUUUUAUGUAUGACUCGUUGAGACACCGAGAGUCGCUUUCGAACAGAGCAGUACAAAGCUUGAGGGUUCAUUUCAGCCUCUGCAGGGGCACGAGGGGACUUUCCAUAGGCUUGGCCGGUUUCGUGGUGUCGGGCGAGGAGGCAUUUUUUUGGGUACAAGUACCUAAUAUGAGUGAAAAUGAAUGAAGACAAGUAGCGUUCGGGGUUCGAUAAUUAUGUUGUGGCAAUGUUGGGUUUGUUUGCACAUCUACUCUGAUUGUAAUUGCAUGCCCCGUUCAGCUGGUA
Molecule: messenger RNA, 702 nt
Organism: Lasiosphaeria miniovina
Lineage: Eukaryota; Fungi; Ascomycota; Sordariomycetes; Sordariales; Lasiosphaeriaceae
Exons: 3
Coding region: 77-409 (110 amino acids)
Source: RefSeq, a predicted model, not a curated record